GUUUCAUAUUUUUUACAAAAAUGGUUCGACAAGGUAUUUCUUUUUGUCUAAGGGGAGGUAAAUGUUAAAAUUAAUCAGCUAUGCAUUCCAAGUAAACUUUCUGCAAGUAGAACUCUGGACUGAAAUUCUAUCUUUUCUUUGUGGUAAGAUUGGCUAUAGUUACUGGGUUCGAAUCUUAGUGGAAACACCAUCAUUCGCAAGGAUGCAGGUUCGCCCGGCUGACGAAUCCCAAAUAGGAAUAGGUGUUUUGGAUUCCACCACCAAUCAUGAAGUAAAAAGCUGUUAUAUAAUUAAUAUCCUGAAAGUAUA
Heterobilharzia americana is the source of this 309-nucleotide messenger RNA. Lineage: Eukaryota; Metazoa; Platyhelminthes; Trematoda; Strigeidida; Schistosomatidae. The record is from the annotation of a GenBank genome assembly.